Molecule: messenger RNA, 2634 nt
Organism: Diorhabda carinulata
Lineage: Eukaryota; Metazoa; Arthropoda; Insecta; Coleoptera; Chrysomelidae
Gene: alc
Product: 5'-AMP-activated protein kinase subunit beta-1
Exons: 5
Coding region: 1646-2476 (276 amino acids)
Biological process (GO): signal transduction
Cellular component (GO): nucleotide-activated protein kinase complex; cytoplasm; nucleus
Molecular function (GO): protein kinase binding
Source: RefSeq, a predicted model, not a curated record
UCCAAAAUGUGUUAAAGUUGAUGUUCCAGCAGCUACCUGUCAUGCGUAGUGCGUUCGAACUAUAAUUGGAACAUACUACUAGAACCAACCCUGUGUUCGUGGAGCACAGAUUCCUAAUUUCGAAACGUGUUCUGAAUACGUUCAAUGUAUCUUCACAUGGGUAAAGAUUUUAAAUCCGGCGCAUGUGCAUUCAUCCUAUUUGGCAUUUUUGUGAACUAACCUCUUAUCUAUUUGGUUUUCUACGUGGGUACUUGUAUUAGAAAUAAACAACGUGGUAGUUGACUUUAUACUUGAAAAUAUCAAGAAUAAACCUUCGGCUAAUAUAAUAAUAAUAAAGAUUUUAGAUGUUCAUAAAUCUGCCGCGAACAAAGCAUUUCCAUUUGUUAUAUACAGUUAAAAAUAAGUGUUCCUCAAAACAUACAUAAAAUAAAGUGACAUAACCUCAUAUAAAGAACUACCGUUAUGAGCCUUUAAAACAAUAUUUAAAUGUAAAUUAUUGUAAAAGUUCAAUUGAAGGAAAUAUUAAUUAUUCAGUAUUUUUAUUAGGAAGUGAUGUAAGUUUUUGAAAGAUGAAACUCCCUUAAAGCAAUGGUUAUAAGCGAUAAAAUAUUCGCUAGUCUGUAAACAUUUCAACCCUGACGAUUAUGCAUUAAAACCCUCAAACAGUGACAUUUUCGAGAUUGUAUUCCAUAUCACCGUCUACAGUGACAAAUUCAAAACUUUCUAUAUUCCCAUGUGCAAAAGUAUUUUUAAUAAAAAUAUGGAUUAUACAAAUUUGCCUCCAAGGCCAAAAAACUUUAUCUCUGUAAUUCCGCUCCCACUACAGAAAUGUAAAUUAUCUUUAAACUUUUAUCACAAAUAUUUUUUUUGGUAAUAGUAAACCAUAAAAAAUUAAUUAUAUUUCAAGUUGAACGUAAAUUCGAAAGUCAUCUUCCAUAAUAUUUUUUCAGUAUAAAUUUUUAAAUUGAAGGAGCAAUUAUACUGGCGAGAAUUUAUUUUUUUUUUCUAUUAACAAUCAAAAUGAAAGAGGUUAAAUAAAAAUAAAAUUGUAUAGAUUUUGUAUAUAUGUUAAAUAUUUUCAAGUAUAUACUGAAAAAUGUGUGAAACUAUAAAAUUAUUUAAAAUAUUAUAUUAAAAAUUAGAUGUAACUACGAGUUAAAAAGAAAAGAAUCGUAAUUUUAUUAGCAGAGAGAGCUUUUCAUCAAAUCUUGACUUCUUAUCAAGAAGUACACAAAAAACCUAGAGAUCUGAAAUAGUAGAAGUCCAAUGAUAGAAGAUAAAAGAAUUAAAAUGAAUGAGGCUUUAUAUUCCACUUCUAAAGAUACAGACCCAAAAAACUAUAACAAAUUAAAAAUUAACAGAAGUACUAAUUCAGAAGAUCGUGAUAUUGAAUCUUCAAUAAACAAGGUCAUUUUAAAUAAUAUAAUUUAAAAGUGGAAAACUUAGUCAAAUUUAUCAUGCACCUUGCAUGUUUACGAGCAUUAAUAAAUAUAUCUACUUAAUUGUUUACCAGUUAUUGACCCAACUUAUCAAUAUUCUAUAUGUUAUUAAUUGCUGUUAGUAGAUAAUUGUAUCUGUUAUUAUUGUACUGUGUUCAUAAAAAUUUUUCUCAAGUGAUAAUCGGUUGAAAAUGUAGAAAAAUAAAAUGUUACCUGCUACAUAUCCCCAAGGAACAGGAAGUAGCGGAGCUACACGAGAGAGACAAAAAUUGGGCGAUGCAGUCCCAGCGUCACCAACUAAAGAAGGACAAGCUUUUAUCUUUGACAAAAAGCCUGAAAACAAAUUGCAAAUUCAAGGUUCACAGGAUGAAGAGGAGCCUUAUUUUACUAAGCCAGCCCUAAGUUAUGAUCUACCUCGACCUAGGGCCAACACAGUUUCUGAGGGGACUCAACCAGUACGAAAUGCAUCUAAAACACCUACAGUAUUUCGUUGGGAAGGGGGUGGUAAAGAUGUCUGCAUUUGUGGUACUUUUUCAAAUUGGGAAACAAUACCUAUGGUAAAAAGCUACGGAGAUUUCGUCGCUAUAAUUGACUUACCUGAAGGAGAACAUCAGUACAAGUUCUUUGUAGACGGAGAAUGGAAAAAUGAUCCAGCUAAUAAAAUUGUAGAAGAUAACGGUGGUGUCAAAAAUAAUCUUAUUGUUGUGAAACAAUCAGACUUUGAGGUGUUUCAAGCAUUGGCUAAAGAUAGCGAAAAUGCUAAAGAUGAUUCUCAAAAAGAAUUUGGACAAGAUAUUCCAGCGAAUAAGCCUUGGGAAAAAACGACCGGACCACCUAUUUUGCCACCUCAUCUUCUUCAAGUUAUUCUUAACAAAGAUACACCACUCUCAUGCGAGCCAACUUUACUGCCAGAACCGAAUCACGUUAUGUUAAAUCAUCUGUAUGCUCUUUCUAUAAAAGAUGGCGUCAUGGUACUUAGCGCUACGCAUAGGUACAGGAAAAAAUACGUCACCACAUUAUUAUACAAACCUAUAUAAGAAUUUUAAAUUAUUUUGUAUAUAUGUAGAUUAUAUUUUUAAUUAGUAUCUGAAUUUUUUUAGGGAAAUUUUAUUUCAACGGAUACUAGGCUUUGUUGAUUUUUUUUGUAUAUUAUCAUUCUGCUCCAUAAGUAUUAAUAAUAAAAGAUUACUUUGAA